Molecule: messenger RNA, 1199 nt
Organism: Rhodamnia argentea
Lineage: Eukaryota; Viridiplantae; Streptophyta; Magnoliopsida; Myrtales; Myrtaceae
Product: xyloglucan endotransglucosylase protein 6
Exons: 4
Coding region: 88-975 (295 amino acids)
Biological process (GO): cell wall biogenesis; xyloglucan metabolic process
Cellular component (GO): apoplast; cell wall
Molecular function (GO): xyloglucan:xyloglucosyl transferase activity; hydrolase activity, hydrolyzing O-glycosyl compounds
Source: RefSeq, a predicted model, not a curated record
GAGUGAGAUUUGUGUGAGUGCACUGAGUGGGUGAGAAACAGAGCACAGCUUCAAAGCUUGUGAAGGAAGCUUCUCUCACGCUCUUCAAUGGCUGUCCUGGGUUUUUCGAAAAUGUCUGUGUCGUUUGGUUUGGUCGUGGGUCUCGCGUUGGUGGGUCUGGUCAUGAGCGCGAGGUUUGAGGAGCUGUACCAGCCGAGCUGGGCUAUGGAUCAUUUUGCCUAUGAAGGAGAUGUUCUUAGGCUCAAGCUUGAUAACUACUCUGGCGCUGGGUUUUCGUCGAAGAGCAAGUAUAUGUUUGGCAAAGUCACCAUCCAGAUCAAGCUUGUCGAGGGUGACUCUGCUGGGACUGUCACUGCUUUCUAUAUGUCGUCGGAUGGACCGAACCACAAUGAGUUCGACUUCGAGUUCCUGGGCAACACCACGGGGGAGCCAUACCUGGUGCAGACCAACUUGUACGUGAACGGGGUGGGCAACCGGGAGCAGCGGCUCGGCCUGUGGUUCGACCCAACCAAGGACUUCCACUCCUACUCCGUCUUAUGGAACCAUCGCCAAGUCGUGUUUCUUGUGAACGAGACUCCAAUCCGCGUGCACACCAAUUUGGAGCACCGGGGCAUCCCCUACCCCAAGGACCAGCCCAUGGGCGUGUACAGCUCGAUAUGGAAUGCCGACGACUGGGCCACGCAGGGCGGCCGCGUCAAGACCGACUGGAGCCACGCGCCCUUCGUCGCUUCCUACCGUAACUUUGACAUCGACGCAUGCGAGUGCCCGGGGACCGCAGCGGCAGCUGACAACGCCAGGCGGUGCAGUGGCGGGGAGAGGCGGUACUGGUGGGACGAGCCCAUGGUCUCCGAGCUGAGCCUGCACCAGAGCCACCAGCUGAUGUGGGUGCGGGCCAAGCACAUGAUCUACGACUACUGCACGGACACGACCCGGUUCCCGGUCACCCCGGCCGAGUGCGUGCACCACCGUCAUUGAGCUAAGUUCCCCACAUGGAACGGGAUACGCAGCUGACUGCGGGUCGUCAUGGAGGUUGGAUGCUAGGGCGGGGGAAGGUUGGGUUUUGUAAAAAAGAAAAAACAGUCAUAAGAAAAACCACGACCAAAACAUGUUCUCCAUGUUCUUUGAUAUGUGUCUUUUGAAAAUAUUUUGUUGGUUGGAUCUUUGCUGCAGCAUGUAAUAUAAUUUCGAAUUCCAUCAAA